UAGGUUUGGUUAGCACCAUUUAUUGGCCCUGUGGAUAACAAUGGUUAUUAGGAUAGGCAUCCAGUCUAAAAGUCACUAACUCAAGCCACCACUAGAGAGCGCUAUCACAUGAUGUCAUCACUCAUUUGGUUGGGGAAUCCCAAACAUUUAGUGAGGUAUACGCCAAACUUUAAUAUUCGUCCCAGACGUCGGCAGAAAAUCCUAGUAUUUUCCGGGAUCGUGACAAUAAUUCACUCCGUGAUUAUGCACGAAUGAUGGGCAGUCAUGACUCCAUGCUCGGAAGUGUAUGUUUACACGGUUGUCACAGUUGUGGCGGCAUGUUUGACCACGUCUGCCGGAGCCCCUGCUGACACCAGUAGAUGUCCAAAUCUUUCUGAUGGUGCUCCACAGUACUAUGAUGACGGAGAUGGCCGGUGUUAUCCAUGUCCCAGAUGUGAUCCAGGCGAAGGAUUAUCUGAGGUAUGCGGUGAUGGCCUGGGGAAGAAUGCCCGAUGUCAGCCAUGUCCAGAUGAAAGUUUUCAAUCUGUCUCUGCUGCCAGUGUAUGCAUUACUUGCCGUCGAUGCGACAACACCAUGGAGGAUGAGAUUCCCUGUACACCAGAGACAGACCGGAAAUGUGGCAAGUGUGAAUUAAGAUAUUUUCGUUAUAAUCCACGCGAUGACCACUGUGUACGCUGCCAAGACGAGAGAAAUAGCCAAUUCUAUCCAGAUUGUCUGCGGACAACACCACUGCCACAAGCCUUGGACGCGACACAAAAUGCAGAGACCUCGACAACUUACAUCCCUACACCAAAUGAGGGUCCUCUCAUGAGUCCAGUUGGCAUUGCUCUCAUAGUGAUAUUGGCCUUGGUUGUUUGUACCAUAAUAAUCAUUGUGCUUUUCUGGAAAUGUCGUCAUCGUACAUGUUCGUGUCGAGUGAGUAGUCUUUGUGACGGAAGAAAGAAGAGGCCCCGGCAUUGGCGGCAUACAAUUUUGAAAGUUACAAGCAUGUCUGAACCAGCAUAUCCUGAAAGUCAACCAAAUAUUCAACAAAUGGCACCAGAGCAAAUGCAGAGAGGCACACCAAUAACUGUGCACUCCAGCCAACAUCAGCACAGUGAAGUUCAUGUGGAUUUGGAAGUUGGACAAGAAGAUCCUGAGAAUCAACCAGAAACUGAACCUCUGAUAAUACCAGUUUCAGGUCAUGAUCUCACCGAGACCCCAUCUGGGUCAAACGUUGAGUCAAUGCAGGGUGCCAUACCGACAGACUCUAGCCAUUAUCUGCUCAGCAAGGCUCAGCAACCAACCGAAGACUCAGAUCCCCAAUCCGCUGAUGAUGCUGUUGAUAACCCAAAUGAUCAGAAUGAGGAGGAGGGGUCUGAGGAGAAUGCCCAACACAGGGACGCCGAGGAGGCCUCUGCUCCCCAAGACAGUGGUACCUCUAACACCAUGCAUGAUUCUGAUCAGAGAGAGAUGGGCGAUGAGGUAAAUCGGAGGUAUUCCGAGGAGUCAUCAUCAAGUAAGGCCACACAGACAAGCUUGGAUAGCAAUAGCCCCUCUGCAUCACCUGAUGAGGUGCUGGAAAGCGAGGAUGAAGAAGACAAGCACAAACGAUUCCUGGAGAGAUUUGAUCAAGCUAUAAAAUGCACAAAAGGAGUACCCAUUUCCAAAAUGAAUCGGGAGGACAUAACCCUGCUUCACGAGAACAUGUAUGAACAACCAGAGAAUCUGUGUACUUCCAAAAUAUUUCACUAUGCCAGGUUUGCUGAACUUUUUCACAUUCACAAAAAUCAAAUAAGGAUGUUUCGAAACGCAGAGGAUGUUCUACAUCACCUUGAAGCAACUAAGGUGGUUGAAAUGACUGUUGACAAGAUACUUGAGAAACUUAAGGACUGCGGGAAGUGCUAUCAUAUAGUGCGGGAGCUUGUGGACCAAAUUCUCAAACGAGAGCAACCAAAUGCUGGUUGAUGUAUUCUUCAGCCUUCGGUUGCCAAAAUCAUACCAACAAACCUUGUAAAUAACAAUUAAUUUCAUGUUAGAUAGUUAUGUGAUAGUUUAGGGUCAUCAUAUUUUGUUUUACAUGUAUUCAUAUGCUUCAUACGAAUUCAUUCAGGAAGAACCAACGAAACCUGGGAUUACUGUUUUAGAAAACCCUAAACUUUUGGAUGACACUUUUGUUGAGAUGAAUUCUUGUGGAAUUUCAAAGUUGAAUAUAGAAACUAGUAGUAUUAUCUACUAGCAUAUGUUAACAUUUAAGUUGUUUAGUAUUAAAUAAGUAGGCAAGUAAAAUAGUAGUAAUGGCCAUAAAGAAUACUUUUACUGGUUGUGGGAAAGGUUUGAAACAAUUCUUAUGAAUAAAAAGUGAGUGUAUAUCUAGACUAGAUAUAUAGCCCAACUUUAGUUGGAAUGGUCUUAACUUAACCUGGGAUAGUCCCAACUAAUGUAUUUCAACUGGUUGGAAUACAUAAGUUUGGACAGUCCCAGCUUAAGUUGGGACGGAUGGAUUAGUUGAGCAUGCACUGCCUGCCACAUUCAUGGUCCUUGUCAUUAUUUGGUUGUAAGACAAAUCAAAAAAUUAAAGUGGCCUGAUAUUUCUUCAAGACAGUGAGGUUGUUCUUAAUUUUGUACCUGUAUUCAUAAGAAAAGGUUUUAUAUUGUCUUACCUGCAAGUACUAUGCACGUGUAAAUAUUAUGCACGGAUAAUGGAUGGUGAUAACGCUGUACUUGUAUAAGAAUUGAAGAAUGUAAAUAAUUGGGUUUUUUAUAUUUUUUGGUUGGAGCAGCUUGACAGUAAUGUGCCUCUUUUGGAUAUAGCAUGGUGUUCUGCGGCGUGGAUACUUUAGAUAAUACUAUUAUUUUUAUCAUAAAGACGAAUCCGGGCACAUGAUCAAGGUUUGAAGGCCCCCUUCAAUGGCAAAGGUAAUAACGUAUUGUGCUAGCUAUUGUUCACAACAACUGCCCCAUGACGGAUUAUUUAAACAAUAGUUAGCACGAGCUUUUGCCAUUGAAUGGGCCUUCUGGAUAGAUAAUGAUAGCAUUCCUGGAUAGGUUAUUCCAACUUGUUUUGUGUUUUUAUAUCAUUGACUGAAAUCCUAUUCUUUGGGGGAAAAUUGUGUCCUGAAUGCAGGUGCAUUUUUUUAAAAACGUUUACCGGUACGUCUUGUUUUCAAGCUUUAGUUAACAUUUCUUUGUUUUAGUUUAUAAUGAUAUUAUUAUUGACAAUGACUGUUAAGUUACAGUUACCCACCUGGUACAGAGAUGGUUGUGGGAAGCUGAGCCAUAAAGGUAGCUAAGUCAAGAUGUUUAGUACUUUCUUGAAGACCGAGAGUAAUGCACCUUGGUAAACAGGACUGCAAAAUAAAACAAAUGGUACUCUGAUCAAAUUAAAACAUUCUUAUUAAAGAUGUGAUUUAAAUUGUGUUUUUAAUACUUUUAAUCUAUGGUUAAAGGUGUUUAGUAGCUACUUUUCAGUGGAAGUGAAGUUAGUGACCAUUAUGAUUCUGUGAACCAUUAAAUUCGAGUGAAAGAGAUAGUACAGGUACUCUGAUUAAAUUAAAGGCCUUUUUGGUCAAAAACUAAUUCAAAAUGUAUUUUUCUAUAAAAUAUCUGUAUGAAAAGUUACUUUUAAAAUUUUAAUAACAGUACUCCUUUUUUUAAACUUUUUUUUAUAUUUUCUGUAAAUCUGAAAUGUUAUUUUGAUAUGCAUCGCGCCUUGUACUUAAAUCAGCUUUGUUUGUAUAUUUGGCCUUGUUUGUACACUUUGCACCAUUAAGCUUUUGACGCAAUAAAACAGCAAUAGUAGCAUAUUAGUUAACUAUGCUAA
Molecule: messenger RNA, 3802 nt
Organism: Patiria miniata (bat star)
Lineage: Eukaryota; Metazoa; Echinodermata; Asteroidea; Valvatida; Asterinidae
Product: tumor necrosis factor receptor superfamily member 19-like
Exons: 8
Coding region: 265-1947 (560 amino acids)
Biological process (GO): positive regulation of JNK cascade; positive regulation of canonical NF-kappaB signal transduction
Cellular component (GO): plasma membrane
Molecular function (GO): protein binding; signaling receptor activity
Source: RefSeq, a predicted model, not a curated record